This is a messenger RNA of Labeo rohita (rohu), 4306 nucleotides long. RefSeq names its product Rap guanine nucleotide exchange factor (GEF)-like 1 (gene rapgefl1). Gene Ontology annotation, molecular function: guanyl-nucleotide exchange factor activity. The transcript is spliced from 15 exons. The record is from RefSeq and is a predicted model, not a curated record. NCBI's taxonomy places the organism in Eukaryota, Metazoa, Chordata, Actinopteri, Cypriniformes, Cyprinidae. Gene Ontology annotation, biological process: Ras protein signal transduction; positive regulation of GTPase activity. Bases 693 to 2558 code for a protein of 621 amino acids. Gene Ontology annotation, cellular component: plasma membrane.
GAGGGUGUGUAGCCUGUACUGUAUGUGAGAGCGACGGAGCGCAGUAUUUGUGCGGACUCGAGGCGCAGAGACACUCGGUACCGUGAGAGAAAAAUAAAUACGGAUACCACUGAAGCGGUCAGGGAUCUACAGACACGAAAUCCUCUUCAGCAUCGAGUCGCACGUCUCGUCUGCGACAGGAGCGCGUUUCCUUCAGACCUGCUGCGGUAGACGAUUAAUUUAUAUGGUCCAGCAUCUUGGCAGAGACUGAUUUCUAUAUGUAUAUGCAUUAUUAAGAUAUACCUGCUGCUGUUUGCAUCCUUUGUGUUUGAUUAUUCGUCUAAUUAACUCAUCGAUCAAGGCUUGGUUGACAGUGGCAAUGGUAGUAGUACACAAAUAGCCGCCUUCUCGAGCUGAAGGACUGCAGUGGAGGACGGGUUUCCCAGGGAUACGUUUGGAUUUUUUUUCUUAGCGUAGUAAGGACUCGAUCAGCAUCCACUUGUGUAACGGGGACACUGAACAUGGCCGUAUUUUAUUCUUGACACCUCAGCCCAACGGAGAAGCAUCUCUUCAGGCAUUUUCCAAUCCGAGUUGGGAUCCAGCAUUAUCCGGCUAUGAUGUAGACGCUCACGUCCAUACGGUCAUCAUCAGUGUUCAUUAUUGAGUAUUAAUUAGGAUCAACCCAGGGCCUUCUUGCGAUUUCUGUCAUCAAAAUGCCGGCUGGAAUGAAGCCUCUUGAAAAAUUCUUGAAGAAACAGACCAAUGCACUCACACGGGCGGGUGGUUUUGGGGAGAAGGCCACCGGCACCGGGGCAUCCAGGCGGCGGGCCAGCCUGUCCCGUGUGGUGCCGUUCUUCAGGGAGACGUCUCCCGAGAGCGGCCCGGCGAGGGAGGUGUUCAGCCCGGAGACCGAAGAGGCGCCGUGCUGGCCCUCCGCCACUGCGGACAUCAGGAGUCCGUCGCUGUCCAGCGAUGAGCAGAGCUCAGAGGCGAGUCUGGACACGAACUGGACCCCGCUGCCCGCGGACACUCCAGAGAAUCUAGCGCUGGCGCUGAUGGAUAGUGUGGCGGGAAAGCGGUACGCCAACUGCACAGAAAUACUCCUGGAUGACUUCAUGCUGACACACCCAAUCUUCUUGGCUCCAGACAAGUUCCAGCAGGUCUUGCUUCAGCAAUUCAGCUCAGAGGGUAAGCAGGGUGAGGGCUGGCCCGGCUGGGACGGAGCUGAGCGGAAACUUGCGGUUCUGACUGUGGCCUUCCGCUAUCUGGACACAUACAGAGACUUACUGCAGGAGGAGGGAGAUCGCUCCAACACCUUCCCAAAGGAGCUGUAUUUGUGCGCCGUUCAGGAGCUCAGCCGCUUUCCUGAACUGGUGGAAGACGUCCUGAAGCUUCAGCGCUGGACUGAGAUAUUACACAGCCCAGCCGAGGAGGACAAGGAAAGUCGCAAGAAGCAAGUCCGCCCGCUCUUCCGACACUUCAGACGUAUCGACGCCUGCCUGCAGCCCCGAGAGGCUUUCCGUGGCUCGGACGAGAUUUUCUGCAGGGUUUACACACCAGAUCACUCGUACGUGACCAUUCGGAGCCGGCUUUCAUGCCGGGUCGGAGAAAUCUUGGCACUGGUGAAAGAGAAACUCCAGUAUAGCGAAGACCAGCCCACCCAACCUGCCAACCUCAUACUGGUGGCCGUCACGUCAUCCGGGGAGAAGGCAGUGUUCCGUCCCAGCGACGAGGCCGUUUUCACCACUCUGGGCGUCAACACCCACCUGUUCGCCUGUGAGCCCGCGGAGCUCGAGAGCUUGAUACCGCUCCCUGAGGAGAUCCACUGGUCACCAGGAGACAGCAAACUCCAUGACAUGAGUGCAGAGGAGGUGGCCAAUCAGCUGGUGGUGUUCGACUGGGAACUCUUCAGCUGUGUGCACGAGGUGGAGUUUGUCUGCUACGUGUUUCAUGGGGAACAGGCUCGCUGGCGCCCCCUCAACCUGGAGCUGAUCCUGCAGCGGUGCAGCGAAGUGCAGCACUGGGUCGCCACCGAGAUCCUGCAGUGCCAGUCGCUCCCAAAGAGGAUACAGCUACUGCGCAAGUUCAUAAAGAUUGCAGCCUUAUGUAAACAGCAGCAGGAUCUGCUGUCGUUCCUGGCGCUGGUUCUGGGACUGGACAACCCUGCAGUCAGCCGCCUACGUCUGACCUGGGAAGGCUUGCCAGGAAAGUUCCGGAAACAGUUUCAGCAGUUUGAGAGCAUUGCGGACCCUUCGAGGAACCACAAGUCAUACAGAGACCUUCUAGCAAGCUUGAGAGCCCCACUCAUACCCUUCACUCCACUGCUGCUUAAGGAUCUGACCUUCCUCCAUGAGAGCUGUAAGACUUUCCAUGGGGAGCUGGUUAAUUUUGAAAAGAUGCACAAAGUGGCUGAGAUGGUGCGAAGCAUCAGGCGGUAUAGGAGCACUCAGCUAGCAGUGGAAGCCGAGCCGUCCCCCUCUCACCUCCAGACGAAGGCGUACGUUCGGCAACUGCAGGUCAUCGACAAUCAGAACCUGCUUUUUGAGAUGUCCAGCAAGCUGGAGCCAAAAGACAUGUGAAGGGACCAAGCGUACCUACAAGCCAUAUCUACAAAACCUCUUGCUCCCACCAAUAAACCCACACACCCGACCCUUCAUUCUCCAUUGUCGCAGAUCAACCCAGCUGGGCUGUCAAUCAUCUCAGGCUCCGCCUCCGAAUCAUCGAACGAGGAAAUUUGUUCAUGGAAAUGGUGUGAAUUGUGCUUUGAGUGAUUCUGUGUCAAUGUUAAUUAUGACCACGCGCAGUGGUCCGGAUUCAUUUCAACCGUUUUUUUCUUUUCUCGCUGUUCACAACUGAAGGGAAACCUGUCCUAAAUGCACUGCCAUCAGUUGAACUGAAAAAACCGGAAUAAGCUUAACGUGUACAACUCAUCAUCCGGGCCUUCAGAAACACAGACUGCAUUUUGGCCAUUCAUGACCCUAAAAUACAUGAGACAAUCUGACCUCUUGAACUCUGACCUUUGGUCUUCCCUCCUCCCCGUCAACAUUGGCACUUACUGUGAGCCUGCGCAAUUGGCUGCAGUCAUUAGAUGUUAGUGUUCUGAACAAUAUGGAUCCCCAGCCAUCAAAAAUGAGUCCCGAAUCCAAGACCAGCUCCAACGUACAGGAUAUCAUGUAAAUGAUACAGAAGAAAUUCACUUUAACUAGAUGUUAAAGUGAACUUAUUUGCUGCAAAAAUCGAUUUAUGGAAAUAUUUCUGUCUUGUUUUUUUUUUUUUUUUUUUUCUCUUGAAACAAAAUUGCAUAAAAUAAUAAUAUUUGACAUUUAAUAAAUGUAAUAUAUUUAAUGUAUAUUUUAGGUAUUAAACAUACAAAAUUAUUUUAAGGAUGUUUAGACAGAGAAACAAGACAAAAAUACUCAUAAUUAUUUUUUGCGGUGCAGAAGCCAAAUUUAACGUUGCUGUUAAUUUAUUAAAGAUUAGUAACAGACCAAAAAAAUUGACCAAAUGCAGUAUUUUUUGAAUGGAACCACCUUAAUAUCCAUAGAUUCAUUUGAACUCGAGCUUUACUUGGUCAAGCACUGGUGUUAUGUUAAAGGGCCUGCCGUGAGGUGAUUUCUCAUAAUAACUGGAAAAGUGUUUAUUUGCACCCAAGUUUUCUCCAGAAUGAUCCCAAGCUCUGUACGGGAUGACUUGUCUUGGAUUGGACUCUCUCAGGAUCUCCUGAGGUCAUACAAGGGACGGCCUGUAAGGCUGCGCUGUACAUAUGUCCUGUAAAUAGCAAAAAUAAAUAUGAAUAUGACUCUAUUUUAUGUAAGAGCUAUGAGAUGGACUCUCAAGAAGAAUAUUUGUUUUGUAAAUCUAUGAAAAACAAACGUACGUGUACAGUUUAAAAGGCGACGACCCGGACAGAGUCUGUGGUUUGCGAUGAAAGAAUUGUAUAGCAUAUUCGCUGGUUUUUGUUGUUUCGGUUUGAUAUCAUUUCUUAUCCAUUACAGAUGACUUGUACAUAUCCUCUGUUUUGGUUGCAUAGUUUUUUUUUGCGUUGUCUGUCUCCAAUGGAUGAAUUUGUACAGCAUGUAGGUGGUUUAGUUGGAUUUUGCUGUUUUUAUUUGGUCAAAGUUUCUCAUUUGUUUUUAUUUGAUCUUUUUGAAGCGGGUAUUCUCUUGUUGUUUUUUGGUUUUGUACAGAAGUCCGUGUUUACAGUGCGAUUAUCUGAAACUCAGACAUGUCCAAUGAAAGACACGGAAGGCGGGGCAUGAGACAUUGCUCCGCCUCCUUUUCUUGACAUGAGUCAAAGAUGCAUCUAAAAUAAAGCCUCUUGUGAUGA